Messenger RNA from Mycena indigotica, 984 nucleotides. RefSeq lists its product as uncharacterized. The transcript is spliced from 4 exons. The coding region runs from base 16 to 984 and encodes 322 amino acids. Lineage: Eukaryota; Fungi; Basidiomycota; Agaricomycetes; Agaricales; Mycenaceae. The record is from RefSeq and is a predicted model, not a curated record.
UCUACCACCACCACCAUGUCGUUGCGCGCCAUCCCCUGUUAUCGCUGCGUCAAGAAGGAGCUGGAGUGCGUGGACCAGCCGGUGACGAAAACCAACGCGUCGUCGUGCGUUGAAUGCGUGGACGCCAAGGCCGCCUGCGACUGGCCCGGAAAGCCUCCGAAGGCCAAAAGGGUCGUAAGACCAAAAGGCGAAGCUGGCCUAUCAAAAGAGCAUCGCGAGUUGCUCGAGCGGAGCCGCUCCGAGCUCAAAGCGAGCCAGGAGAAGACGGAGAUGCUCACCCAACUGGCGAACGAGCAGGGGCAGCAUCUCAUUACGCUGUCGAAGGCGCUCCACGAGCUGAGAGCGAGAGUGGCCCGUGGAGACAUUGGGUCGGAGUCGCCGGAGCCGGAAGGACAGGAGGGCGAAGGGAGUGGGCUGAGGGAGGAGUCGCCAGAGGCGGAAAGUCCUCAGGCCGCCAACGAGCGCGCCUAUAAGGAGGAGCUCCGCCGUCUGGUUGACGAGAUGGAGGCAGACGCGGCGAGGGAGAGGGCGCGAAAGCGUCAGCGGGCGGAGACUCCGGUCGUCGAGUCGAGCGACGACGACGAGGUCGAGCAACCGUUGCCGUCGUUCAUCGACGACGAGGCGGAGGAGUCCGUGGAUGGGGGCUCGAAGGAGUCGUCGGAGGAGGAGGAGGAGGAGUCCGAAGUGGACAAAAAGGCAAGGGGAAGCAGCGAGCGGAAAGCUCACCUGGAGAAGGUCCGGGCCCGUCGUGCCCCUGCGACGAUAGCGGUGCCCAACUGGGUGCCACCAGUCAUCCGGAUCCCCGAUCCGCUCGACAUCGCCGAGUCACGGCGGCUUUCGGAGUGGGAACGGGCGGAGCGGAAGCGCGAGAAGAGGCGUAAGCAAACCGCCAGGAAGAACGAGCGCCGACGGGAGAACAAGAAGAAGGGAAAGGAGCAGGAGAAGGCUCAGGAGAAGAAGACCGGGCCUAGCAAGAAGAAGUAG